This is a messenger RNA of Archocentrus centrarchus (flier cichlid), 3342 nucleotides long. RefSeq names its product syndecan 2 (gene sdc2). The transcript has 5 exons. Gene Ontology annotation, cellular component: cell surface; membrane. Gene Ontology annotation, biological process: cell migration. The coding region runs from base 392 to 1036 and encodes 214 amino acids. The record is from RefSeq and is a predicted model, not a curated record. NCBI's taxonomy places the organism in Eukaryota, Metazoa, Chordata, Actinopteri, Cichliformes, Cichlidae.
CUUCUACACUUUGCCCCCUUCUUAUUUCGAGCGAGCGCUCGCUGAGGGAGAGCGAGAGCGAGCGAGGCGUCUCGUGCAGAUUCCACUGACACACUGGCGCGCGGAGGACCUCGCGGUUAAACCGUGCGCAUUUGUACUUGUACGGCACAUACAUUUACUCAGAUAUUACCCGGCCCAAAAAAAAAAAGAAAGGAAAAAAAAAAAAGUGCCUGGGGGAGAGGGGAGGAGGAAUAAUCAAAACGCAACACGUAUCCGGUGGGAUCCCACUCCUGAGAGAGACAGAAGCGGCAGGAGUUGGGUGCGAGGAAAGCGAGAGGGAGAAAGAAGAAGAGGGGGGAAAGAUUUGACACUUCGCUUGCAACAACGCGUUUUUAAUUCACAAAGAGGAAUAAUGAGGAACGUUUGGAUAAUUUUGACCCUUGGGCUGGCUGUCUUCCUCUCCGGGGAAAGGAUAGCACAAGCAGCCAAGACUUCCUCCCAGGCUGAUGACUUAUACCUGGAUGACACAGGAUCAGGAGGUUACUACCCUGAAGAUGAUGAUGACUUUAACUCAGGGUCUGGCUCAGGUGGAGGUGAAGAAGUGGUAGAAGAAACAGCGACUGUCACUAUGGUUUAUAUUGAGCCCAGUGUAGCACAACCUACCCAAGACUCCACGAAAGAUUUCACCCCGAGAAUGGACACAGCCACGGUUAGAGUAAAACCCAGGCAGAACACACCCAGGAAACCAUUCACAACAAAGGCAUCAGUGCCAGAUACAGAGGGCAUGCAGAGGACUAGCACGACGAGUGCCCCCGGCUCACCUCCAGAUCCCGUUGAGGUCCACACUGAAAACCUCUUCCAGAGGACAGAGGUGUUGGCAGGUAUGUGUCAUACUGUUAUUGCAGGUGGUGUUAUUGGCUUCCUGUUUGCCAUCUUCCUCAUUCUCCUCCUGGUCUACCGCAUGAGGAAGAAGGAUGAGGGCAGCUAUGACUUGGGAGAGAGGAAACCCUCUGGCGCGGCCUAUCAGAAGGCCCCAACCAAGGAGUUUUAUGCAUAAAACCCGCUCUCCCAUCACCAGAUCAGCAAAUCACGAAGGACUGUGAGCAGCGCAGUCCAACAACAGCAAACCUGCUCAAACACAAGAAACAACAACAAAAUGUUUUAAAGUUGAUUAAAGGUAAAAUAGGAAAGCUUUUGCAUAGAGUAAUGUAAUUAUGACCUUUUCUUUCUUUCUUUCAUUCUUUUUUUUUUUUAAAUGAAAACCAAGCAUUUCUCAUUUUAAGGCAUCUGAGUAUAUUUAAGCAUUUUGUGUAUUAUUUGAAAAGGCUGAAAAAAUAAAAACAGGAUGUGUAAAGUUGAGGCAACUGACCGCAUCUGUGUUCUGGAGCCGUUUUUAGUCGCUGACUACUUUUAACUGUAGCAGUAUGUUAUUUUGUAAAGGAAAAAAAAAAAAGUUAAGUGGAAAUAAUUGAAUAUAAUUAUUCUGUAUCGAACCUACUUUCUUUUUUUUUGUUUGUUUGUUUGUUUGUUUUGUCCUAGCAUGUCUGAUGUUGAUCUCUAAAAGGUGUAUUACAUUAAUUUAUCGUUUCUCUGACGUUUUAAAAAAAAAAAAUGCCUUUAUAGUUUUGAUGAAGCUCUUUGGUCUUCACAUUAACGCUGUUAACAGUCAAUGUUAAUGUUCUCCCUUCAGGUUACAAUGUUUAUUAUUUGCUCUCAUAUCCGUUUUUGGUCAAAUGUGAGCAUGUCAUCAUGUCAUGUUAAUUUGUAUAUUCUCAGUGUAGCCCUAUUUUUUUUUUUUUUCUUCAAUACACAGGAUCUUUUAAAAGAAAAAAAUGUGUGGGCUCAAGCAAAUCCACAAACCUCUCUUCUUGUCUAUUUAAUUCAUUCUCUUUCCACAUUGUGCAUUUACUGCUUUUGCUUUCCACUUGUUGUUGUCCAGCUUUGUGCGCAUGUAUGUGGAGCAUUUCCUCUCCAUGGCUUCUUGUGUUUUUGUCCCAUAGCCCCCUCCUCCUCGAUGUGUCCCUCAAGUUUAGUGACUGCACCCAGAUUUUGCUAGCAGACUUUAACCUUUGUCCCCUCUCUGUCUCUCUGUUUCCCCCCAAACUCCCUCGCUCCUACCGUCUUUAUAAACAGAGUGGAGCACAGCCAGUUGAGCUGUCAGUCCUCCUCCCUCCCCGGUUGCCUGGUGUCAUUGUCUGUGUCCCAGCAUAGGUACUUUAGACCCACAGAUUUGCUCAGUGAAGGCCUGCUACUUCUUGGACACGAGGCUGGGCCUGAAUCCUCGCAUGCAGUGCACAUCCUUUUGCAGCAAACGAAAGCAGAAGCACUCUUAGAAAUCCAGUUUCUCUGAGUGAAAUAUGCAUAAAGCUGCACAGAAAAUGUAAAACCGUGUUAUAUAUCUGAAUAGUCUUUGACAAGACACCCGUAUUGAGGGCUAUUUUGUUUGUUUUUAGUGGUGAGUCCUUGCAUUUCUAAAGAGCUUUCUCUGGGAGGUUGUUUAGCAGGUUAAAAACCUAAAGUUGGGGUUAGUUUUGAUGCCAUUUUGCAUCCUAAAAAUAAAAUCUUUUAAAUGAUGGCUGCUGAAAGAUUGCCACAUAGCUACAUCAAAUGAAAACAAAGGUUAUGGUCACGUGACAGCAGGUUGCUGUCUUCCUUUCCUUUUAAUGUUACAUCUACAUUAACUUGCUCUUGAGAGACAUUUUUUGUCAGGCAGGUUUGUGAAGUUGCCUUUUUUUUUUUCUUUUUUUUUUAGAUGUACAGUAAUGUGAAGUAGAUGUAGUAUCGUCUAAACUUCUAACACCACCCACAUGCAGCUGUUCAUCCCUCUACUUCUCCAUCCUUUGUGUUCCUCUCAUUCUUUCAGUCUCCGUGAUCCUUUUUGGUGUCUGCUUCCUUUGUUGUUGUCAUAGGACCUAAAUUACUGAACUAUACAGAAAAACCCAAAGACUCAAAGUACUCUACUUCUCAUACUCACUCCCCUCCAUUAUGGCCACAUCAUGUCAUUUCCCCUCCCUUUUCUUCUCCUUCACUCUUUUACUUUUCCCCCCCUUCUUUUUAGAGACCUGACCUUUGAGUCCAAUUACUUAUUAGUAUAAGAAAAGAAAUAUAAAUAUAUAUAUAUAAAUGUAUAUUCACAAAUGUUUUAAACCUUCAAAGUGCCUACCAUUUGGAAAUGUACUUGCUCAAGGGGAGCAUGUGUCGGGUGUGUACACAGAGGAGGAGUGUAAGCAACUUGACUGGCAUUCUGUGAGCAUGGAUGACUGUAAUGGUAACUUUUUUUUUUUUAGUCUUACAAAAGCUGACAGUAUUGUACCUAUAAGUUGAAACAACACUACUGAAUAAACAUUGUGGCCUAAUAUCCAA